Necator americanus (New World hookworm) is the source of this 2226-nucleotide messenger RNA. RefSeq lists its product as uncharacterized. The transcript is spliced from 24 exons. NCBI's taxonomy places the organism in Eukaryota, Metazoa, Nematoda, Chromadorea, Rhabditida, Ancylostomatidae. Gene Ontology annotation, biological process: regulation of ER to Golgi vesicle-mediated transport; retrograde vesicle-mediated transport, Golgi to endoplasmic reticulum; endoplasmic reticulum to Golgi vesicle-mediated transport. Gene Ontology annotation, cellular component: Dsl1/NZR complex. The coding region runs from base 1 to 2226 and encodes 741 amino acids. The record is from RefSeq and is a predicted model, not a curated record.
AUGUUAUUCGAUCAUCAUUCUUUAGUUGCUACUGAGGGUUCCGCAGCGGAAUUAGACACCCAGCGCAUUCCUGAUGGAAUAUCUAAGACUGCACUAGCGUUGCGGAGUCAACUCGCUGCUCUUCCUGCCAAUAGCGCUCUAGAGUUUUUGGGAAACGUCCGUAAGGUUGCUCGUGAGAUUGAUAUUGAAGCCAAUGUUGUUUCUGAGGAAUUGGCAAUUAUAGAGGAAUCGUAUCCACGGAUCCUUGCAACACUUCAUGGAUUUAAGCGGGAUUUACUGAUAAUGAAAGAGGAAGUAUGCAUGCUCCGCAGUAAAUACGAAAGUUUCGUGAAGUCGUUCAUGGAACUGCUGGAAAAAAACUGUCCGGAACUGAUUCCACAACUACAAGCUUUAUCGCGCAAACAGGUGCAGCUGAGAAGGGUGAAGUGGAUAAAUCGUGGACGAAACGUCUUAACUUCAUGUCGUGCUCUCAUGAAGGACGCUAGAUGCGAUUGGCUCAAGCUGCUUGAAAAUUUUCGCAGCGCAUGUGCACAUGCCCAAAAACAUGUGGAGCUCACUGACAACUCGCGCACAACUUUCAUUGAUGCUUUGAACAUUUUGGCUUCAGAUCUGAACGAGUUUGCCAGAAAGUGGGUGAAGGAAACUCUUGAUAGCAUCAAAUAUCCAUUUGAAGACUCAAUAGACAUUCGAGCUUUCUUCAAUGAAACCAAUACCAUUGCUUAUAUGCUAUGCUUAAUAUAUUCUGUUAUCGAGCAUACACAGGAAGGAACCGGAUAUGACGAGGUUUGCCGGGUGCUCUUGGAACCUAUUGGUGUACGUUUUGCCUUCCAUUUUUAUGGUGACCGGAAAACAAACGAUGUAAAAAAACCGCAGUGGUACCUGAGUCAAACUUUGAAUUGGAUUCAGACGAAUAUGUCUUUCUUCGAAACUGUCCUUGGAAUAGUCACUAAAGAGCAUAAUCUAGCGAAGUCAGCAGCAUCAGUUUUUCUGAGAUAUUUGUCCGAUCUUCCUAUUUCGAAGACAAGAACACUUUUGAAGCGAGAGGAAGUGUUAGAUGACAUGCUACUGUUUUCCCACCUCAUUGAUGAAUGUAUUUCAUAUGAGAAACAGCUGCGAGAUAUGGAUUCAGAAGGGUAUGCUUCCAACAUCUUAUCGCUGUUCUGCGAGCAAAAUGUCUUAAGUAGAUGGAUUGAGAUUGAGAACGAAUGUUGCUUGGAUCACAUGGACGAAAUGCUGUCGGCAAAGGAUAGGUGGCAAAACCGAUUCCGAUCAAUGGAGGACGCUGAUGAGUACUUGGUCUGCAAUUGUGCUGAUACGUUUGUCUCGAUGCUGCAGUCUCAACAAAGUCGUGCUGGACUGCUUCCAGAUGACAUAGCUCAGCGACGAUUCUUGGACUUGCAAUUGUUGCUCACUGACGAUUUCCGUAAACGUCUCGCACAAAUUGCCCGACAGUCGGAAUCACCGUGGAGUGAACCGUUUCCCAAUGUGAUGAAUGCUAUGUGGUACCUCAAGCAUGUGGUUGAAGAGUGGAGCGAUUCCUGUCUUCUGAGCGGCAUUACUUCGAGCGGAGGACGCGCAGUCUUUGAUGAAUCGUCAGCGAUGUUCAGACAUGUCUGGAAUCAAAUGGCUGAAGAUGUAAUCACGUCGCUUAGAGUUCAAACCACUGACGUAAUAAAACCGUACCAACAACACUACUGGUGCGUAAUGGAACCACGCCUUGGAGACGCAUCGCACGAUAUAACGGAUUUAUUCUGCCCAGUGCUGAUGAAAGUUCGCACGAUUUUUGCAAACACUGGAGCACAGAUCUCAAAGGCUUCGCUUGAAGAGUUAUUUAAACGCAUGUCGUCAGCACUUGCAACUGUCAUUCUCGAAGAAGUCGUGAGUGUGACACCAUUCAGUGCUGAAGGUGCGGCACAAAUGCUUUGGGACAUAGAAAACGGUCUGAUUCCUGUACUUAGCCAUAUUUUUACGAGAUGUGGUGUGGCGCCGAAUAUGUACUAUGAUGAGAUUUUCACGACUUUGCUUGGAUCAUUGAAGUUGUUGUCCAUGUCAUGGGCUGUAGUGACAUUGCUAAGAGAUGAGAUCGAUCAGCUUCCCGAAGAGGUUGCAGAAGAGAAAUUGUUCGAAAUGAAAGUCUACGGAGUUUCAAAGGAAAAGGCCAAGAAUCUCAUUCGAUUAAGGAGUGACAUAGAGAAACAGAUGGACAAUGUUAAAGAAAGUGUAUGA